GAACAAUACAGCUUAAAAGUGAACUCUCACAAGACAAAGCAAGGUGUUCCUACCUUUUCUAUGUCUCUUCUCAAUCACUAGUUUUAUUUCCUAAAACUCACAAUAAUAAUAAUAACAACAAAAUCAACCCAAAAAACUAUUUUCCUUCUUACUUCUAUAGCCUCUCAAAACAUCCCAUAAUGUCUCAUAAAAAUUAACCUAUUUUAGUCUCAAGAAUUGAACAUCUUCUACAAUUUUUUUUUAAAAAAACUCAAUAUGAAACCUUCAACAGAAUCAACCAAGGACACAACCAUUGACAUUGAUAAUUCAUCUUCCAAAAGAGUAUCUUUCUCUGACCAACAGCAACAGCACCAACACAAUGUUCCUUUGUUACUUCAGCCAUCUUAUGCAAGAUCAAAAUCCAUGAUCUUUGAUGAACUAAGAAACUUUCGGAUAUGUCUUAAAUGGUGUGCUCUUGAUCACUCAUCUUGUGUUGGAAAACUCAUUUCUUAUGUUUCCUUCAUCUUCCUUACUUUCGUUGUUCCUCUCUUCACAACCCUAUUUGUUCAAGUAUCUGCUUCUUCUCCUGAAGUUGAUCCUAUCUCCUUGAACAAGCUUGUUCAAAUACCUGAAUCUGCACUUGCCAUCAUUUCCUUCUUCACUCUCUACCGCUUCUUCCGAAGGUAUGGCCUAAGGCAACUUCUAUUCUUAGAUGCACUGCAAGAUGACACUACAUAUGUUCGUCGCGGCUACGCCCGCGAGCUAGAGAAAGCAUUCAGAUACUUAGCAUACAUAAUCCUACCUUCUUUCUUUGUAGAACUUGCUCACAAAAUCAUAUUCUUCUCAGCAGUAAAAAUUUCAGCACCAAACCUUAGUGCUGGAUUUCCACUACACUCAAUUGUGUUUGUAUUUAUGUUACUUUCAUGGUUGUACAGAACUGGUGUGUACUUGUUGGUAUGUGUGAUUUUUAAACUAACUUGUCAGCUCCAAAUAUUAAGAUUUGAAGGUGUUCACAAACUUUUUGAAGGGUGUGGUUCAGAAGCGGGUGUUAUAUUUAAAGAACAUGUGAGAAUUAGAAGACAAUUAUGGAUUAUAAGUCAUAGGUAUAGAUUCUUUAUAAUUUGUUGUGUGGUUACAAUGAGUGUUAGUCAAUUGGGUUCUCUAUUGCUAGUUUUGGCUUCUAAGUCAGAGAAAACAUUCUUCAAUUCUGGUGACCUUGUGAUAUGUUCAGCAGUGCAAUUGAGUGGCUUCUUCUUGUGCAUCCUAGGAGCAGCAAAAAUCACACAUAGAGCUCAAGGAAUUGUUUCAAUUGCAACAAGAUGGCACAUGUUGGUGACUAAUGCUUUUGCUGAAUCCGAGCAAUGCAAAGAUAAUAUGUCUGAAGCACUAGCUAGUGAUAGUAGUGAUUCUGAUUCCUCAGACAUACAUAUAUCAAUAAUUCCACAGAGACUCUCUUCCUUUCAGACCAGACAAUCUUUAGUGACGUAUCUACAACACAACCAUGGGGGAAUAACAUUGUAUGGGUUUGCACUUGAUAGAGGAAUGCUUCAUACUCUAUUUGCAUUUGAAUUCUCUAUAGUGCUUUGGAUUCUGAGUAAGGUGGUUGUCUUAGAAUAAAAUAUUCAAGUCUAGAGAAGAGAAGGAAACAAAAUUCUUGCAUAUGAACCAAGGAAUGUGUAUCAUUAUAGUAUGUCAAUGGCUGACAGAGUCCCUUUUUGUGUGUAAAUAUUAUACUUUGUCUGAAAUUUGUAUGAAGUUUAGUAAACUAAAGGUUUCUUAGAGAA
Messenger RNA from Medicago truncatula (barrel medic), 1763 nucleotides. RefSeq lists its product as uncharacterized. The record is from RefSeq and is a predicted model, not a curated record. Lineage: Eukaryota; Viridiplantae; Streptophyta; Magnoliopsida; Fabales; Fabaceae. The transcript is spliced from 4 exons. Bases 256 to 1596 code for a protein of 446 amino acids.